CAAUCCUCUCUCUCUCUCUCCAAUGUCUUCCCUUUUCUCUUCUGUAUUGCUUCUGGUUCUAAUGAUCACGGCAAGUGUAACGGUUGACUCAUCAGCUCUGAACUUCUACCAAGAUGUGGACUUCUACUGGGGCAAUCAGCUCGCUAACGUACCCGAUGGCGGCACAUCUCUCACGAUGUCGUUAGUAAACGCCUCGGGCUGUGGUUUCCAAUCCAAAAACAGGUAUUUCUUCGGAAGGUUCGACAUGGAUAUCAAGCUUGUUGCUGGCAACUCUGCCGGCACUGUCACCACAUACUAUAUAUCCUCUCAAGGACAAUAUCAUGAUGAGGUCGAUUUUGAAUUUCUAGGCAAUGUGUCUGGGCAACCAUAUAUACUUCAUACCAAUAUUUUCGCCAAAGGCCAAGGUGGCCGGGAACAACAGUUUUAUCUCUGGUUUGAUCCCACUGCAAAUUACCACAAGUACACAAUCAUUUGGAAUCCCCGACUCAUCAUUUUGAUGGUUGAUGAAACUCCAAUCAGGGUAUUCAACAAUAACGAGGCCAUCGGUGUUCCAUUCCCAAAUACCCAAGCGAUGAAUGUCUACUCAAGCAUUUGGUGUGGCGAUAGUUGGGCAACGCAAGGUGGGAGCGUGAAGACCAAUUGGGCGUACGCUCCAUUCACUGCUUCCUACGAGAAUUUGGAAGUAUAUUCAUGUCAAGACUCAUCUGGAUCAACUUCAUCAUGUUCUGGUUCCUCUAGCACUGCCCCAUGGCUAACCCAACAGCUAGACGUCGGAUUACAGGCACAGCUCUUGUCAGUGCAGAACAACUUCAUGAUCUACAAUUACUGCACCGACUACAAACGGUUUCCCCAAGGAUGUCCCGCUGAAUGCAAUCAGCCAAGGUUUCUGCAAUGAGCCUGUGUCAAUCGACCUUUGAUUCUUGAUUUCAACCAACGAUGGCGUGUGUUCUUCAUUAUUCUUUAUUCUUUUCAAUUAAAGUGCUGUUGUACUAAUUGCAAAUGCAAGAUGUUGCAGCAAUUUUUUCAAUAAUUAAAUUUCUCUUCCUUA
This is a messenger RNA of Rhododendron vialii, 1048 nucleotides long. Its product is annotated as xyloglucan endotransglucosylase protein 1-like. Gene Ontology annotation, molecular function: xyloglucan:xyloglucosyl transferase activity; hydrolase activity, hydrolyzing O-glycosyl compounds. Gene Ontology annotation, biological process: xyloglucan metabolic process; cell wall biogenesis. NCBI's taxonomy places the organism in Eukaryota, Viridiplantae, Streptophyta, Magnoliopsida, Ericales, Ericaceae. Gene Ontology annotation, cellular component: apoplast; cell wall. The transcript has 3 exons. Bases 23 to 895 code for a protein of 290 amino acids. The record is from RefSeq and is a predicted model, not a curated record.